Messenger RNA from Staurois parvus, 222 nucleotides. NCBI's taxonomy places the organism in Eukaryota, Metazoa, Chordata, Amphibia, Anura, Ranidae. The record is from the annotation of a GenBank genome assembly.
CUGGCAGCACUGCUGGGCUGCACUGGUGGGUGGCACUGGUGGGCAGCACUGGUGGGUGGGCACAGGUGGGUGGCACUGGUAGGUGGGCACAGGUGGGUGGCACUUCUGGGCACAGGUAGGUGGCACUUCUGGGCACAGGUAGGUGGCACUGCAGAGUGGCACAGGUGGGCGGAGCUAGUGGGCGCACUGCUGGGCACUUGCGGGUGGCACUGCUGGGCACCG